Mangifera indica (mango) is the source of this 2556-nucleotide messenger RNA. Its product is annotated as receptor-like protein EIX2. Gene Ontology annotation, molecular function: protein binding. Bases 1 to 2556 code for a protein of 851 amino acids. Lineage: Eukaryota; Viridiplantae; Streptophyta; Magnoliopsida; Sapindales; Anacardiaceae. The record is from RefSeq and is a predicted model, not a curated record. The transcript is spliced from 3 exons.
AUGAGAAUAGUUGUUGCCUUUGUUUUCAUUGCUAUAGUGACCAUCAAAAUUAGCUUCUGCAAAGGAAGCUCUUCUGUUGGUUGUCUCCAAAGCGAGAGACUAGCACUUUUAAGGUUCAAGCAAGAUCUCAUUGAUCCUGUGAAUCGCCUUUUCUCUUGGACUUCUGGCCAUGGAGAUUGCUGUGCAUGGUCUGGUAUUGUCUGUGACAACUUUACAGGCCAUGUGCUUGAGCUCAACCUUAGAACUCCCCCAGCUGUGGAAGAGUAUGCAUCUUCAGCUUCAGAUAAAGCUCGUGAAAGGUCAAAGUUGUCCGGUAAGAUAAAUCCUUCUUUGCUUGAUUUGAAGCAUUUGCGUUCCUUGGACUUGAGUGAUAAUAAUUUUGAAGGAGUAGAGAUUCCUAGAUUUCUUGGAUCUAUGCAGAAUUUAAGAAACCUCAAUCUCUCUCUAAGUUCAUUCCAGGGUAUGAUUCCUCCCCAACUUGGAAAUCUCUCUAAUUUACAGUAUCUUUGCUUGGGUCCAAUCCCAGACGGACUUCAAAACUUGACUUCCAGUAGACAUCUUGAUUUAUCUGAUAAUCCUUUGAACUCCUCAAUGCCCAGUUGGUUGUACAGACUUGAAAAUCUGGAGGAACUUUUCCUUUCAGAUAGUAGCUUGCAAGGCUCGAUGGAUGGACUAGGAAACCUGUCUUUGAUCAAAGUACUUGAUCUCUCACUAACUAAUUUUGAAGGAGGAAUGCCAACAUCAUUUGGACGACUUUGCAACUUGAGAUCAAUCUCUCUCGAUCUAGUCAUAUUGAAUCAGGAAAUAUCUCAAGUUUUGAAUAUUUUCUCGGCAUGUGUUGUUGAAGUUCUAGAGUCUUUAGACUUGGGGUACACUCAGCUUUUUGGUCCAUUGACCGACCAACUUGGACGGUUUAAAAGUUUAAAAUUUCUUAUUCUAUUUUACAAUUCAAUUUCAGGUCCUAUUCCGAGGAGUUUAGGACAACUUUCAUCCUUACAAAUUCUGUAUCUUUCCUAUAACGAAUUCAAUGGAACUCUUUCUGAAAUGCACUUUAUCAAUCUCAACAGACUGAUAGCAUUUGAUGCAUCUGGAAAUUCGUUAUUGUUGAAAUUUCCUCCGCAGUGGGUUCCUCCAUUUAAACUUCGACUUUUAGGACUAGGAUCUUGUAAUUUGGGGCCCCAUUUUCCGUCUUGGCUUCAAUCACAAAGCAGUUUGUUUUACCUUGAUAUAUCCAACUCAAGUAUUUUUGACACUAUUCCACAAUAUUUGUUGAAAUUUCCAUUAACAUUUUUAAAUCUCUCGUACAACAAAUUCUACGGGGGGAUUCCAAAUUUAAGUCAGUCGACUCAACUUGAUUUACUUGACUUGAAUUCAAAUAAUUUAACAGGUUCCUUACCUCUCAUACCCUUAAAUAUGUAUGUACUCUAUCUUUUCAACAAUUCUUUGUCAGGAUCAAUUUUCAAUGUUUUGUGCAAUGGGUUCAAGUCCAAAAGUUUGAUUACAAUACUCACCCUUAGUAACAACUUUUUGUCAGGGGAAUUACCUGAUUGUUGGAUGAAUUGGCAACAGUUAGUUGUUCUAAAUUUAGAGAACAAUAGAUUUAUUGGAACUCUUCCUCCUUCUAUUGGGACUUUAACUUCUCUUCAGUCAUUGAGCCUUCGCAAAAACAACUUUUUUGGAGAACUACCGAUGUCACUUCAAAAUUGUACAGACAUUGUUAAACUUGAUCUUGGUGAAAAUGAGUUUGUUGGAAAUGUCCCUGUGUGGAUAGGUGAAAGACUUUCAAGAAUACAGAUUUUCAUCAUUCGAUCAAAUAAGUUUCAGGGUCUUUUACCGAGAGAAUUUUGCCUUCUCAGUUCCUUACAAAUUUUAGAUUUGGCUGAUAACAAUUUUUUUGGUAGCAUACCAAGGUGUAUAGGUAAUUUCAGUGUCAUGACGCCGGAGGGUGAAAUGGAUGAUGCCAUAAUUGAAGGGGUAGAUAUAGAUUUUUAUACAGGUUAUAUGGAGGAUGCAUUACUUGUGAAUAAAGGUGAAAUGGCUGAAUAUAAUACAAUUCUGAAAUUUGUAAGAGUUAUAGAUCUUUCAAAAAAUAACUUCUCUGGAGAGGUUCCUAUGGAAGUGACAGAUCUUUUAGCACUGCAAUCAUUGAAUUUGUCACACAAUUCUUUGACUGGCAGAAUUCCGGAGAACAUUGGUGCUAUGAGUUUUUUAGAGUCCAUCGAUCUUUCUGGAAAUCAACUUUCUGGUGAAAUCCCAUCAAGCAUUUCAAAUCUGACAUUUUUGAGUGUCUUGAACUUCUCCAACAACAAACUUUCUGGAAAAAUUCCUUUGAGCACUCAAUUACACAGCUUUAGUGCAUCUUCUUUUACUGGAAUGAACUUUGUGGUCCUCCUCUUUCCAAUAAUUGUACAGAUUCUGGAGUUUUAUAGGACCUCUAUUCUUCAACAGGAGAUGGAGGUGCAUGUAUUUCCAAUUCCUGAAUCACCUCCAGGAGAAACUGGGCAGUGUUGUAAGAAAAUGUUGCUAGACUUUCUGUGUUUUUGUUUUGAUCUUUGA